AUGGCAAAUAACAUUGAUUUUGUUCAACACAAUAAUUUUAUUGAAAAUACUGAAAAUACUGAAACUGUCAUUAUCACUCAACCAUUACCAAUUGCUUCACGUGAAAAUUCACUCAUUAUCAUUGAUACAGAAUGUUUACCUUCUUAUUCAUCUGUUCUCAAAGAUCCGCCUCCAAAUUAUCACAACUCAAUAAUUGAUUCAUAUUUAGUUUUAAUUCAACAACCACAAAUUCAAUGGUCAAGACUUAAAAAACUUUACAUUUUUGGUUACAUUUUUUGGCCGUUUUGGUUUAUUGGUACUCUUUAUUUAUUUUCAGAUUAUUCAGAUAAUAGAUUUUGGGCUAAAAGAUGUUUGAUGACAUAUAAAAACGGGUCAACUGGAACUUCAUCAUAUUAUAUAAGUUCUCCAUUAUCACCAACCGGGAAUACGAUAUUACCUGUUACUCGUGUUAAACGUAUAAUCAAGGAAGAUAAUGAGGUUAAAACUUGUGGUGCAGACGUUACUUUUUUAAUCACUGUUGCAGCGGAAAUAUUUAUAGAGUACUUUAUGAGACAAGGAUUAGAACAAGCCAAAAGUGAAAAUAGAAAAAAUGUGAAUUAUCAAGAUUUAGAGAUAGUACCACAAACAUGUACAUAUGAAAAAGCAAUAAAACUUUAUGAUAAAGCAAUGGAAAUGAGAAAUACUGUAAUGUUAACUGAUGAUGAUGAAUCGGGAGAUGAAAGUAAAGAAGAGGAAGAAUAUAGUGAGGACAAUUGCGACGAAAAUAUAGAUGAUCAGAGUAAUGAUGAUGGUGAACAAGGUGAUGAGGAAAAUGAUAUAAAUAAUAAUAUUUUGAGCGAAGAUGAGAAUAGAAGUUCAAUUGAUGUCAUCGUCACUUCUAAAGGUCAAAAGUCACGUCUAAUUGACAACAACUAUAUCGAUGAAGAAAAUGGGGUUUCAUCUGACAGUGAACUUAGUGAAGUUCCUGAAACUUCGAUCAGCGAAAAUAGUUCAAUCACUGUUCUCAUGAUUUUUGUAAAUAACUUUAAAACAUCUUUUUGGUAUUAUGCGAUAUACGAACCUUUUGAUCAAACAUAUAAUCUACUUCACAAUAGUAACCAUCAAUGUGUACCGUUAAAAGACACUAACAAUAAGGAAUUUAUGACAUUUAGAAGGAAUUCAUAA
Molecule: messenger RNA, 1164 nt
Organism: Diversispora eburnea
Lineage: Eukaryota; Fungi; Glomeromycota; Glomeromycetes; Diversisporales; Diversisporaceae
Source: the annotation of a GenBank genome assembly